Messenger RNA from Talpa occidentalis (Iberian mole), 1609 nucleotides. It is a transcript of the gene IER5L, whose product is annotated as immediate early response 5 like. NCBI's taxonomy places the organism in Eukaryota, Metazoa, Chordata, Mammalia, Eulipotyphla, Talpidae. The record is from RefSeq and is a predicted model, not a curated record. The transcript has a single exon. Bases 214 to 1434 code for a protein of 406 amino acids.
CUCAUUGCUUUGGCGCCGUCUGGGGAGCGCGAGCCGCGGGUGGCGCGCGGCGCGUGGUGGCGGCUCCUCCAGGAGCGCAGCCGACCCGCCGACCCGGGCUGCGCUCCCCGUGUCCGGCGCGCCCCGCCGGCCGGCUGGAGGCCGCAGCCGCAGCCGCAGCAGCAGCAGCAGCAGCGGCCGCGGCUGCUCGGCCGCCGUCGCCUCCGCGGGAGCAUGGAGUGCGCCCUGGACGCCCAGAGCCUGAUCAGCAUCUCCCUGCGCAAGAUCCACAGCUCCCGGACCCAGCGCGGCGGCAUCAAGCUGCACAAGAACCUCCUGGUGUCCUACGUGCUCCGCAACGCGCGCCAGCUCUACCUGAGCGAGCGCUACGCCGAGCUCUACCGGCGCCAGCAGCAGCAGCAGCAGCCGCCCCAGCACCAGCACCAGCACCAGCACCAGCACCAGCACCUCGCGUACGCCGCGCCGGGCAUGCCGGCCAGCGCGGCCGACUUCGGCCCGCUCCAACUUGGCGGCGCCGGGGACGCGGAGGCGCGCGAGCCGGCCGCGCGGCACCAGCUGCACCAGCUCCACCAGCUCCACCAGCUGCACCUCCAGCAGCAGCUGCACCAGCACCAGCACCCGGCGCCGAGGGUCUGCGCGGCGGCGGCCGGGGCGCCCGCGGGCGGCGCGGGGGCGCUCGCGGAGCUGCCCGGGUGCGCCGCGCUCCAGCCGCCGCACGGCGCGCCCCACCGCGGGCAGCCCUUGGAGCCGCUGCCGCCCGGUCCCGCGCCGCUGCCGCCGCCCGCGCCCGCCGCGCUCUGCCCGCGGGACCCCCGCGCCCCCGCCGCCUGCCCCGCGCCCGCCGCGCCCCCGGGGGCCGCCCCCCCGGCCGCCGCCGCCGCCGGCUCCCCGCCCUCCCCGGCCCCCGCCUCCUCCCCCGGCUUCUACCGGGCCGCGUACCCGGCCCCCUCGGACUUCGGCGUGCACUGCAGCAGCCAGACCACCGUGCUGGACCUGGACACUCACGUGGUGACCACGGUGGAGAACGGCUAUUUGCACCAGGACUGCUGCGCCUCCGCCCACUGCCCCUGCUGCGGCCAGGGCGCCCCGGGACCCGGCCUGGCGGCCGCCGCCGGCUGCAAGCGCAAGUACUACCCCGGCCAGGAGGAGGAGGGCGGCGAGGACGCGGACGCGGGCGACCUGGGGGCCGAGCCCCCCGGGGGCGCCUCGUUCGCCCCCUGCAAGCGCGCCCGCUUCGAGGACUUCUGCCCGGACGCGGCCCCGGACGCGUCCAACAUCUCAAACUUGAUCUCCAUCUUUGGCUCGGGCUUCUCGGGGCUGGUGAGCCGACAGCCGGACUCCUCGGAGCAGCCGCCGCCGCUCAACGGGCAGCUGUGCGCCAAGCAGGCGCUCGCCAGCCUCGGCGCCUGGACUCGAGCCAUUGUCGCCUUCUAGGGACCCCGAGGGCCCGGGGACCCGGGGCCCGUGGGGCUGGGGCCAGACAAAGACUCGGCCAAGGGGCGAGAGGAGGGGACGAGCGGGCGCCGGGCCACUCGGGCCGCGCCGGGGGCUCGCCGGGGAGGCGGCUGAUGUUUUAUAAAUUGUAAAAUAAAAAAAAAAACAAAUCUAA